UUUUAUGGUAGGCCUAAUUCAUCGAAGAGCACACUGUACAUGUGUAGUGCGCGUUCUGGACACAGCGUUGUGCUCUCCGCAUUCCUUCUCCAACUUUACUUACCCAGGCCGACAGGAGGACAUUUCGCAAUGACUAAAGGGACAUGUACAUUGCAGCCUUAUGCACUCCAUUAGUUAAAUACUUGGUAAAAAGUGUUUAGAUGCGACGUCUAAACCGCCCGCGUCCUACCUAGAACCUCUUGGGAAAUAAGGAAAAACGCAGAUACGUGAUUCUGAUCAUUACUAGCGUUGUGGACAAGUGCUAGAGCAAGAUACGGCUCAGGAAUAGGUUUCUUUCAAAUAAUCACAGCUUGGGAGUAGUUUUCUUUCGAACGAAAUACAUACUUUUUCGGAAAAGAAGUUCGGGAUGGACACACUGUCAGUGUUUUGGGCCCUAGCCGUUCUACUUAUACAAUGUCCUCUAAUUGUCCCUAUUACCGUGUCAACAAACAGUCCUACAGUGGAGGUCAAAGAGUACUCUAAUGCGAUUCUGUCCUGCGAGUUCCAAACAGUGAAGGAGCAGAAUCCUCGAAUCGAGUGGAAGAAGAAAGGAACUGAUAUUUCUAUAGUUUACUUUGAAGGACACUUUAAAGGAACCUUUGCUGGGCGUGCCAGUAUUGAUGGGGCGACAGUGACCCUGUUUAGUGUCACCCGGGAAGAUGCAGGCGAAUACCGCUGUGAGAUCAGUGCCCCACAAGACACCAUACAGCUGGGCGAGACUGACAUCACCCUUAAAGUCCUGGUGCCCCCCGAAACCCCAGCAUGUGUGAUCCCCAGCUCAGUGCUGACGGGGUCUGUGGUGCAGCUGCUCUGCAGGGAGCUGGAGAGCAUCCCCCCUGCCACCUACAUCUGGCACAAAGACAACAAGCCGCUGACCCCUUCCCGCUUGCCCAACGCCACCUACCACAUCAACCCAACCACCGGCUUACUGAUGUUUAAUACAGUAACAAAAGCAGACUCGGGACUAUACAGCUGUCAGGCAUCAAAUGGAGUGGGAAUGCCUAGUAUGUGCGAACCACAACUAAUGAAGAUAGACGAUUUAAACGUCACUGGUAUAGUUGCCGCAGUAGUGGUCAUCGGUCUGGUCAUCACCAUUUGUGGCUGUGGUGGAUACUAUGCACACCGCAAUGGCUACUUUAGCAGACACAGAGGAAGGUCUUUUUGGAUCCCUCAGUGUCAUGGUGUGGCCCACAUCAGCAGUCAGAACCUUCACAGAGCUGAGGACAAGAUGAACAACAGCCUUCCUUCCCAGGAUCCCGAGGACUUUAGACACACCCAGUCAUUCAUGCUGUGAGGACCCUGACAACUCCAUAAAGGCACCACAGACCCAGCAUCAUGGCAACACUGAAGUAUUAUUCCAAUCUAAAUGAAUAGCUGUAAGAAGAACAGUCCUUUUUUUACCAGUACCCAUCAACAGUUCUCUUCUAGAACAUUGUGGAUGGACGGCCACAAGGGACAAACAACUGCGUUGAGGAUAUUUAACGCUCGUGUUGUACAGUUUGUAGGCGGACCCUCAAUAUAAGCCUAUACUAUUACUUACUUGACACUUUAUGUCCCUCUGGUGGACAAGUUGUUAAACUACAUCUCUUGUGGACGACCAUAGGGACUUAAGCCCCACUGCUUACUCCCCCCUCAAGUGGCCAACCAUGAACUACCUUAAUCUUAUUUUAUACUGAUGACUUGGAAAUGGUAAAUGAGUGUGAUAAGUGUAAUAGAUAAUACUGUACAAUGUGUUUCAUACAAAGGGAUUUUGAUCUGACUGGGAUCAGGGGUCGAUCAUAUGCAAUACAGUGGCGGUUGCUACCAUUAGGCAAGGUAGGCAGUCGCCUAUGGCUCCAGAAGGCCCAGCACCCCGUGAAAAUGUUAACUGAAAUAACAUUUAAUAAAAUAUAAUGCAUUGUUUUUUUACUCUUAA
Molecule: messenger RNA, 1954 nt
Organism: Esox lucius (northern pike)
Lineage: Eukaryota; Metazoa; Chordata; Actinopteri; Esociformes; Esocidae
Gene: jam2a
Product: junctional adhesion molecule 2a
Exons: 10
Coding region: 407-1333 (308 amino acids)
Biological process (GO): leukocyte tethering or rolling
Cellular component (GO): cell surface; tight junction; protein complex involved in cell adhesion
Source: RefSeq, a predicted model, not a curated record